Portunus trituberculatus (swimming crab) is the source of this 1637-nucleotide messenger RNA. RefSeq names its product palmitoyltransferase ZDHHC3-like. The record is from RefSeq and is a predicted model, not a curated record. Gene Ontology annotation, cellular component: Golgi apparatus; endoplasmic reticulum. NCBI's taxonomy places the organism in Eukaryota, Metazoa, Arthropoda, Malacostraca, Decapoda, Portunidae. The transcript has 5 exons. Gene Ontology annotation, molecular function: protein-cysteine S-palmitoyltransferase activity. Gene Ontology annotation, biological process: protein targeting to membrane; peptidyl-L-cysteine S-palmitoylation. Bases 156 to 1019 code for a protein of 287 amino acids.
GGCCUUUGUGCGGGUCACCACUUCACAACCUGGAAAUAACCAGGUGCAGGAGGGCCAGGCAGGCAGGCAGGCAGGAAACGUCAAAAAGGAAUGGCCUCGUAGCACAGAAUUCCUCGAUCCUCUCCAUAAUGUUGCAGGUCCUAAUGUGGUAAACAAUGUACGAGUCCUUAGGGCCCCGAGGUGGAGGUGAGAUGGACCCCCACAACAAGUGCAUGGGUGGCCGUGUUUGGUGUGUGUCGGACAUCUGCGGCAUCAUCUGUGCCGUGAUGACGUGGCUGCUGGUGACGUAUGCUGAGUUUGUGGUGGUGACGGUGGUAGUGGGCACAGCUAACUACCCCAUCUACACAACACUGAACCUGCUACUGUUCAACAUGUUUGCGGUGCUUGCUCUCUCCUCACACACCCGCGCCAUGUUUACUGACCCUGGUGCUGUACCCAAGGGCAAUGCUACACGGGAAAACAUCCAGCGCAUGGGUCUCAGGGAGGGCCAGGUUAUAUUUAAGUGCCCUAAGUGCUGCAGCAUCAAACCAGAACGUGCCCACCACUGCUCUGUGUGCCAGCGUUGUAUUCGCAAGAUGGACCACCACUGCCCAUGGGUUAACAACUGUGUUGGGGAGAACAAUCAGAAAUUCUUUGUACUUUUUACAUUCUAUAUUGCCCUGCUGAGCCUCCACGGUCUGUUCCUGGGUAUCUACCAAUUUAUUAUCUGCGUCAAAAGUGAAUGGCGGGAGUGUUCAUCCUUCUCUCCACCAGCCACAGUUGUCCUUCUGCUCUUCCUCAUCUUCGAAAGUCUACUGUUUGCCAUCUUCACUGCAGUUAUGUUCUUCACUCAAGUGAAUGCUAUUUGGAAUGAUGAGACGGGUAUUGAGCAACUGAAGAAGGAGCAGGCAAGUUGGGAAAAGAAAUCGAGGUGGCGAAGCAUUCAAGCUGUGUUUGGUCGCUUCUCCCUCACCUGGUUUAGCCCAUUCACCUCACCACCACUACCCACAAAAACUCAUUCAUACAUGUAUGCUGUAUAGCUCUGUAGGAUAGUGAAAGGAUCCCCAUGGACUUGUAAGGAGUAGCUGUGAAACAUGCUGAAAUUCAAAGAGCUGGGAAACAAUUAGUAACUAAACUCAAAGUAUUUUGUAUAUUUAUUAGAUUUCUUACUACUGAGAACAACUUGUGCACCAUAAAUGAUAUUUUGUGAAGUAAGAAAUAUGCAACUUCAAAACCUGAUGAAUUGAUGUACUGAAACAACAUCUAUUUUUGCCAUUUUAGAUUUUGCAAUUAAUUUUUUGUAAGUGCAGUGUGGGAGUCAGCUUAGUGUUAAUUUAGCCCCACUUUGUAGGCUUACUGUGUGUAUGGUGAUAUUUUAAUUGUUUUUAUUUUUCAUAGGUAUCUGCAUAAUAGGCUUUUAGUUAUGUAACUUUUUAGAAUUAAUAGCUUUUUAGCUAUGAUUUGGAAUGACUUAUUUUUUUAUGACAUGGGUCACAAGUGUUUAUUACUAAUAACUCCAGACUCUUUCCUUGACGUUGUUGGGCCUUGCCAGGCCAGCACCUGCAGGUAGUGCCAAGCACCAUCAAGCAACAGCAGUGCACCAUUCCAUGAUUCCUCCUAGGCAUCAGGAGAGCUGGAGCUAAAGAUAAUUUUCAAUA